Molecule: messenger RNA, 307 nt
Organism: Staurois parvus
Lineage: Eukaryota; Metazoa; Chordata; Amphibia; Anura; Ranidae
Source: the annotation of a GenBank genome assembly
ACGGGUCGCUGUCAGGAGCUUAGUGAAUUCAAGCGUGGUACGGUGAUAGAUUGCCACCUGUGCAAUAAGUCCAUCCAUGAAAUUUCCUUGCAAGUGCAAUGCAAAGUGUCAAAUGCAAUGGUGUAAAGCAUGCCAUCACUGGACUCUAGAGCAAUGGAGAUGUGUUCUCAGGAGUGACGAUCAUGCUUCUCUGGCAAUCCGAUGGACUUGUCUGGUGAAGGGAGCUCUUAAGGUGUCAGCAUACCAAGACAUUUUGGACAAUUUCAUGCUCCCAACUUUGUGGGAACAGUUUGAAGGUGGCCCCUUC